AUGAGUUCCGCUAGAUCAGGUAAAUCUUUGACUAAAUACAAGAUCGUGUUUUUAGGUGAACAAGGUGUUGGUAAAACUUCGUUAAUUACCAGAUUCAUGUAUGAUACAUUUGACGAUCAUUACCAAGCGACGAUCGGAAUUGAUUUCCUUUCCAAAACUAUGUACCUUGAUGAUAAGACGAUUAGACUGCAACUUUGGGAUACGGCGGGACAAGAAAGGUUUAGAUCACUGAUACCAUCAUACAUUAGAGACUCUCGUGUGGCUAUUGUAGUUUACGAUAUUACAAAGAGAAAAUCAUUUGAAUUCAUAGACAAGUGGAUAGAGGACGUUAAAAACGAAAGAGGUGAAGAGAACGUAAUACUUUGUAUUGUGGGGAACAAGAGCGAUUUGUCAGAUGAAAGACAAGUUUCAACGGAAGAAGGUGAAACAAAGGCAAAGGUAUUAGGUGCAAAGAUAUUCAUGGAAACGUCCACUAAAGCUGGGUAUAACGUUAAGAAUUUGUUCAAAAGAAUUGCCAAAUCUUUACCAGAAUUCCAAGAGAGUCCAAAUACAGGUGUAAAAGAUGAUUCAAACGAAAAUAAUGCAGGCGUCAUUGAUAUAACGACCAAUGAAGAAGAACAGCAAGCAUCAAGCUGUCAAUGCUGA
Zygosaccharomyces rouxii is the source of this 645-nucleotide messenger RNA. RefSeq names its product Rab family GTPase YPT6 (gene YPT6). The transcript has a single exon. The record is from RefSeq and is a predicted model, not a curated record. Bases 1 to 645 code for a protein of 214 amino acids. Lineage: Eukaryota; Fungi; Ascomycota; Saccharomycetes; Saccharomycetales; Saccharomycetaceae. Gene Ontology annotation, molecular function: GTPase activity; GTP binding.